Messenger RNA from Rangifer tarandus platyrhynchus (Svalbard reindeer), 621 nucleotides. The record is from the annotation of a GenBank genome assembly. Lineage: Eukaryota; Metazoa; Chordata; Mammalia; Artiodactyla; Cervidae.
AUGGCUGCGAAUAAGCCCAAGGGUCAGAAUUCUUUGGCCUUACACAAAGUCAUCAUGGUGGGCAGCGGUGGUGUGGGCAAGUCUGCACUGACUCUGCAGUUCAUGUAUGAUGAGUUUGUGGAGGACUACGAGCCGACCAAGGCCGACAGCUAUCGGAAGAAGGUGGUGCUGGACGGGGAGGAAGUGCAGAUUGACAUCCUGGAUACAGCGGGGCAGGAGGACUACGCGGCCAUUAGGGACAACUACUUCCGCAGCGGCGAGGGCUUCCUCUGUGUCUUCUCCAUUACAGAAAUGGAGUCCUUUGCAGCCACAGCCGACUUCAGGGAGCAGAUUUUAAGAGUAAAAGAAGAUGAGAACGUUCCAUUUCUGCUUGUUGGAAACAAAUCAGAUUUGGAAGAUAAAAGGCAGGUUUCCGUAGAAGAGGCGAAAACCAGAGCCGACCAGUGGAACGUUAACUAUGUGGAAACAUCUGCCAAGACGCGGGCCAAUGUUGACAAGGUAUUUUUUGAUUUAAUGAGGGAAAUUCGGGCCAGAAAGAUGGAAGACAGCAAAGAAAAGAAUGGAAAAAAGAAGAGGAAAAGUUUAGCCAAGAGAAUCAGAGAAAGAUGCUGCAUUUUAUAA